Molecule: messenger RNA, 2446 nt
Organism: Protopterus annectens (West African lungfish)
Lineage: Eukaryota; Metazoa; Chordata; Ceratodontiformes; Protopteridae
Product: nuclear fragile X mental retardation-interacting protein 2-like
Exons: 4
Coding region: 548-2161 (537 amino acids)
Cellular component (GO): cytoplasmic stress granule; nucleoplasm
Molecular function (GO): RNA binding
Source: RefSeq, a predicted model, not a curated record
CUUCCCCUUUUCCACCCUCUCCUCCCUCCCUUGUGUAAUCUGCUGAUGUGGUUGCCGGGGUUAGUUUUUCUCUCUCUCUGCUUCCCGGGCGCGGCGUGUUACUUUGUUACAGGUUUCCAUUGAGAAACGUUACGUAUAGUCGAGAGGUCACUUCCACGGUGAAAUUGAUCGGCCAACGUAGAAAAAGAUAAAGAAUAAAAUAGAACGGCUUCUUGAAUCUGGACCUGUUCGAGACGAUUUCAGAGAGCCAAAGAGAAAGAAACCGCAACAAAUUCGUCGUCUGGUUGUUUUCCCCUUCAUUAUUUCUCUGUUAUGGUGUACUAAAAGCCGAACUUUGAGCCGAAAGUAUUUAGAAAGAACGAGAAAUUUGGAGAAAGUGUUAAAUUGGCUUGAGUCUCUUUUUUUUUUCUUUGUACUGUAUUAACGGCCGAAAAUACAUUUUAUUCAUAGGAUAUCUUUGACGGCAGUUAGAAAUCUUAUUUUAAUAGUUGAACUUUAUUAAGGGGUUGAAAAGUAACCCUUUUUCUAAACGUCUUGUUAGCUUGCGAUGGAUGAGAACAGAAAUCCAGAGGAGAUAGUACUGCUGCAUAACACACUCAACAAGAUGAAGAAAAAAUCAGGUGCCUGGGAUUCUAACUAUGGACCUGACAAAGAGAUAGAAGCAAUUGUAAACCGUGAUGUCGAAGAGACCAGCCCGCUCAGCUCAUCGAAUGGGUUGAACAUCCGCAACCGCAAAUUGUCAGAAAGUGCAUCUGUUCCAAAGCAUGUGCAGAAAGCUGGCCCCCCAAAUCAUUUUGAUUUCAAACCCAAGCACUUCCAUUCAGGUUACCGUAACGACAGACGAAACUUCAAGGAGUUUGACAAGAGGUCAAAGGACAACACCAGGAGGCCUGACAGGAAGGAAUGGGGCACUCCAAAUGGGAAGAUUAAUGGCUACCAUAUUGGUGACACUGUAACUAAACCCAUAAGAGAUGGUGCAGGUCCUGACCAUGGAAGUGCCCAGUGGCGUUGGAAGGGUCGGAGAAACAGCAGAGAUUCUAUAGGGUCUUUGGAGGAUAAAAGCCGUUCCCCUGUAAAUGGGAAAGAAACAUCCCCCAAGCAGGAGCUUGAUAAGCCAAGAGUGUCAUCCUCUGCAGCAGACCCCGGUAGAUCGUCCCACUCCAGCAAUGCCAAGCCAAGUGGAAGGUAUUCCUCACCUGCUUCACAUGGUGUCAAGAAUGAAGGUGAGGGAUUGCGUAAGAAUCAUGAUGGAAAGUCGUCUGCAGUCAAGAAACCUGAGGAACGUCCCAAACCAAAAGUGUGUAGCACGGUAGUUGCUGAUGACUCCUGGUCACUCUUUAAGCCUCCACCUGUUUUCCCUGUUGACAAUAGUAGUGCAAAAAUUGUUCCUAAAAUUAGUUAUGCCAGCAAGGUAAAGGAAAACCUGAAUAAGGCACCUAUAGAGUCCGUUCUUUCACAUCCAGGGAAGCCUGUGCAGGUUCCUGCAUCUGCUGUCAAAACUAUUGCUUCCAAUGGUUUGCCGAAUGGCAUUAUUUGUAACUCUUCAGAGGGUCGUUUGAGUACUGCUUCUUCACCAGCUCCUCCUAUUGUUGAACAACCCCAGCCUCAUUUCCAUGCCCCACCACCAGAACUAGUAUUGGUUAGUGAGCAUGUAUCUGUAACUGAAAAUGGACCUUCCCCCUCUUCUCUUCAGUCCAGUCAUUUGGAAAGUUCCCUUCCCCCACCGGGUCAGCAAAACUUGGGUGCCAUUUUCCAGAAUGAGUGGGGCCUCUCCUUUAUCAAUGAUCCAGGUGCUGAUGCGGAAAAAACAAGGGAUACAAGUAGGACUGAAGGUAUAGUGGACAGCUUUCCUUCUGCUUUAGGUACUGAUGUCCCACUCUGGCCAGUGCGGGAGUCUGAGAUCCAUGGUGGUGCAAACUCCAGUUUAGGUAAUCUUCCUGUGGACUCUGGUAACCAUGCCUCCCCGGGCUUCUGCACAGCAACAGUUAAAGACACUGAAGCACUGAAUAUAAACCAUGACUGCUUGGAUAGUUCAAGUCCAUGUAAUUUAGAAGCAAUUAUCAGCUAUCAUGUAAAAGAAUGGGAACAGGUGUGGAUGCGCCAUGAACAAGAUCCUAAGAGAGUGAUAUUCUACAGUGAAUGUCUAGAGCAAGUGUUUUAACGUUUACCAGAAGAAUUGAUUCAUGUGUUCUUCCUUCAUAAUGUUUCCAAUGGACUGGAACUCCUGUAGCCCUGCAACCCUCUAAAAACAAACAGUUGCUGUAAUCCAGUGAUGACAUGGACCCAUCUCUGGCAUUCUGAAUAGCAGCUGCAACAGCAGCACCUUGAGACUCUGAUAGGCCUUGUUCAAAUUUUAAGUAUAUAUAUAUAGUAUAUAUACAUAUGUAUAAUUAAAAUACAUUCAAAAUGGACACUUUUUACUAAUUAAAGAUCCUAUUUGUUUUAA